AAUACUAUAUACUCUUUCCGUCUUUCUUCCCUUAAAGCCCCUCCUCUCUCUCUCUCUCUCUCUCUCUCUCUCUCCACCCAAUUCUCUCUCUCCUCCUGCCGGCCAGCUCGCCGGAAUCCACCUCGAUCUCUCCUAUAAUCAAACCCUCCCCUCUCUUCUCUUCUUCUCCCGUCCAUACCCGAUCGAACCGCCGGAUACUCUCCCGAUCUCAACUAAUUUAUACGCACACAUAUAUCUAUAUCUAUAUAAAUAUAUGCGUAUACUUUUAAAGACACAUUGAUUCUCACAGCUUUAUCCACCUUUGCGAUGGAAGAUUGCACGAGCGGCGAGGAAGAUUAUUACUACUCCGAUCGAGACUCCCUCGACGGACUCGAGAACGACGAGUCCGAUGUCCAGUGGGUCCCACCGAAAGGCCCUACAAGUAAGGUAAUCACAAAAGAGUCUCUUUUGGUUGCACAGAGGGAAGAUUUGCGUAGGGUAAUGGAUUUGCUGUCUCUAAGAGAAUUUCACGCCCGGACUCUACUCAUUCAUUACCGCUGGGAUGUGGAAAGGUUGUUUGCGGUGCUUGUGGAGAAGGGAAGUUCUUUCUUGUUUGAUGAAGCGGGUGUGACUGUUGUUGAAAAACAUGAUCUUGAUUCAUCUCCAUUUGCCACCGUGGCAUGCAAUAUUUGCAUGGAGGAUGUACCUGGUACUGCGGUGACAAAAAUGGAGUGUGGCCACAACUUUUGCAACGACUGUUGGACGGAGCAUUUUAUUGUGAAGAUAAAUGAGGGUCAGAGUAAGCGUAUUAGGUGCAUGGCUCACAAAUGUAAUGCUAUCUGUGAUGAAGCUGUUAUCAGAAAUCUUGUUAGGAAGAGGCAUCCUGAUUUAGCUGACAAAUUUGAUCGUUUUCUGCUUGAGUCGUAUAUCGAGGAUAAUAAAAUGGUUAAAUGGUGCCCAAGUACUCCCCACUGUGGGAAUGCGAUUCGUGUUGAAGAUGAUGAAUUUUGUGAGGUUGAAUGUUCUUGUGGUUUACAGUUCUGUUUCAGCUGCUUAGCUGAUGCGCACUCACCAUGUUCGUGUUUGAUGUGGGAGCUGUGGACCAAGAAGUGUCGUGAUGAGUCUGAGACAGUUAAUUGGAUUACUGUACAUACAAAACCUUGUCCAAAGUGUCACAAACCGGUGGAGAAGAACGGGGGCUGCAAUCUGGUGAGCUGCAUAUGUGGGCAAGCAUUUUGUUGGCUUUGUGGUGGAGCUACUGGCCGUGAUCAUACUUGGUCCCGAAUCAGUGGUCACAGUUGUGGUCGAUAUAAAGAAGAUCGUGAGAAGAAUGCUGAGCGUGCAAAGCGGGACCUCUACCGUUACAUGCACUACCAUAGUCGCUACAAAGCUCAUACAGAUUCCUUUAAGCUUGAAUCUAACCUGAAGGAGACCAUAAGAGAGAAGGUGUCGAACUUGGAGAAAAAAGAUUCUAAACUUAGAGAUUUCAGCUGGGUUACAAAUGGACUUUACAGGCUCUUUAGAUCAAGGCGGGUGCUUUCAUAUUCAUAUCCAUUUGCUUUUUAUAUGUUUGGUGAUGACCUGUUUAAGGAUGAGAUGACCAACAAGGAAAGGGAAAUAAAGCAAAAUUUAUUUGAGGACCAGCAGCAGCAACUUGAGGCAAAUGUUGAGAAAUUAUCCAAGUUUGUAGAAGAGCCAUUUGAUCAGUUUGCUGAGGACAAAGUUAUGCAGAUAAGGAUGCAAGUCAUCAAUCUCUGUGUUAUCACUGAUAACCUCUGUAAGAAAAUGUAUGACUGCAUUGAGAAUGAAUUAUUGGGUUCACUCCAGUUUGGUAUACACAAUAUAGCUCCGUACCAGUCGAAAGGCAUUGAGAAGGCAACUGAACUUUCUGUCUGUUGGAACCCUAAAGCCGAAAACACUGGCAAAUGUCCAACUCCGGAUUAUUCGCCAAAUGAACCUGGUCGACCUUCAGGCUCUGGGGGUUCAUACGAAAGUGGAUGCUCAUCGAGGAAUAAGCGUCCCAGAACGGGAAGCCUUGGCAGCUGCACGAUUGACCUCAACUUACCAGCGGAUGUCAUUGAUUGAUCUUCGCUUUGCCAUUGAAAAUAUUUUUAAGUGUACAGCUCUAGUGCAACCCCAUUUAUCCCCAAAAAUGAUCAUAUGUGAUUGGAAAGCCAGACAUGUUGGUAGUUGAUUGCAUUUUGUCGUUGAUUUGAUGAUUCUCCCUUCUUUUUGAGAUACCAUGGAAGAAGACUAGGACUUAUCUUGUUUUCAAGUAUUUUGGAAACCACAUUUUGUACAUAGCCGCUCUAUGGGCUUUGAUGCACAUAAUCUGUGUAAAGCAGUAAUGCUAUUACAUCAAUUGGAGAUAAUUUUAAGAAAUCCUUUGAGGAGGAUUGUUUUGUUGGGUA
This is a messenger RNA of Rhododendron vialii, 2390 nucleotides long. RefSeq names its product probable E3 ubiquitin-protein ligase ARI2. Gene Ontology annotation, cellular component: cytoplasm; ubiquitin ligase complex. Bases 307 to 2064 code for a protein of 585 amino acids. NCBI's taxonomy places the organism in Eukaryota, Viridiplantae, Streptophyta, Magnoliopsida, Ericales, Ericaceae. Gene Ontology annotation, molecular function: ubiquitin conjugating enzyme binding; zinc ion binding; ubiquitin protein ligase activity. Gene Ontology annotation, biological process: positive regulation of proteasomal ubiquitin-dependent protein catabolic process; ubiquitin-dependent protein catabolic process; protein polyubiquitination. The record is from RefSeq and is a predicted model, not a curated record. The transcript has 7 exons.